AGGAGGCGGAGGAGGAGGCAGAGGAGGAGGAAGAAGGAGGUGGUGAGGAGAACGUGAAGAUGCUGGUUUUCUAUUUACUGCUUUGGGCGGUGUUUUGGGUAUGUCACCAUCCGGUUCGCGCCGUGAAGGCGGUUGGAGCUGGGGUUCACUAUGCUUGGGGAAAGUUGAGGGUGUGCUCUGUCCGGAUGCGUCGAAAAUUCAGGGGGUCUGCUACUCAGUCGGUGCAAAGCUCUGAACAGGCGACGGAAGAUGCAUCGUCCAGAGAAGCAGACUAGUCCGUACCUUGUCCUGAACGGCCCUUAGGGAACAUCGGAUGGAGAGAAGUUUGGCCUUUCGGCGUCAAUGCGCCUAAGACUGUUUGAGGAAUCGCCAAGGACUCUUAGAGGAAUCGCCAAGGUAAUCGAACAGUUAAGCUAAGCCUGUAGUCACGUGGCCAUGUACUCUCAUUGUAGCCGCAUAAAAAGGCGCGAAUUAUGUCGAUGACUUGCUCACCG
Molecule: messenger RNA, 494 nt
Organism: Lasiosphaeria miniovina
Lineage: Eukaryota; Fungi; Ascomycota; Sordariomycetes; Sordariales; Lasiosphaeriaceae
Exons: 1
Coding region: 60-275 (71 amino acids)
Source: RefSeq, a predicted model, not a curated record